This is a messenger RNA of Homalodisca vitripennis (glassy-winged sharpshooter), 2493 nucleotides long. RefSeq lists its product as uncharacterized. The transcript has 2 exons. Bases 1112 to 1720 code for a protein of 202 amino acids. The record is from RefSeq and is a predicted model, not a curated record. Lineage: Eukaryota; Metazoa; Arthropoda; Insecta; Hemiptera; Cicadellidae.
CGACGUUCCUUUUAAAUUAACCAUCUGCUCCAUCUAUAUUCCACCUUCCCCUUUUGAUUUAUCUCUUGAUGAUCUACUUGAUCUCUGCAGCCAACUCCCGUCUCCUUUCCUGAUGGUUGACGAUUUCAAUGCACACCGUCGCUCUUGGGGUUCCAGUCAUUCUGAUUGGAGGGGUAACAUGGUUGCUGGAUUGUGGGAUGAAGUGGCAGCGGUCGUUCUCAAUGACGAAUCGGCCACUUACAUGUGCCCUAGGACUGGCAUAUGGUCGGCAAUCGACCUGUCAAUCUGCAGUCCGGUCGUGGCAACUCGAGUGCAUUGGUCCGUACUUCCCGACCUGUCAGGGAGUCACCAUGCGCACAUUGCCGUAGCUUUUCAAUCCUUUCCGUCUUCGACAGGCAGGUGUCCCGGGUGGAAAAUUAAGAGGGCUGACUGGAACGAGUAUAAAACGAAUAUAAUUUCACAAACUAUUAAUAUCCAAUCAAACGACAUAAACCUCCCCCUCACACACCAUAGUUCCUGAUAUAUCCAUUCUCUGUUCCUCUACUUAACUCUUUCCUUCCUGCUGUUCCUUUAAAGCAACAGAUAUUUGUGAUUUUUUUGCGCAGUAACUAAUGCAGUCACAGGUUAUACUCUGUUUUGUCUAGAAACAGCACACAUUUGAAAAUGUUAAUUAAUUUUACCGUGUUGGUCACCCUGCUGAUGGAAUUAUGGCCGAGUUGUAAUUCCAGAGGAGUACUUGUUACUGAAGUUGGACUCAUUCACAGUGUUUUCAAAGGUAAGACUUAUUUAUAAAGGUGUUUGGUGGAGUGGGAAAAAUUAUUCUUGAAGAACUAUGCAUGUAAACAACCGAAAUAUUUAGUUGCUAUGGUGAUUAUUGUUUGCCAUUAUGUAAUAUGUGUCUAAUUAUAUGUUGCUUUGAAGCAACUAUCGAAACAAGAAGUUCACAACUUUUAUAAACAAUGUAGCGUUUGUGCCGAUAGUUGCUCCUAAGCAACAAUUGAUUAUGAAGCAGUCAUACUUGAAUAAUAGGACUUGUACCUAUAGUUGCUUUUAAGCAACAAUCACUUCGUAGUGUUUAGGUUAUUUAUUAUCUCAGUAAUUAUUGUAAAAUAUGUAUCAAAUGUUUAUAAUUGACUUCCUAGUUAUUAUAAUAGUCGUAUUAUUUCAGAUGGAUAAAGAUAAUAUUGAGGAUUGGCUGUUGUUGCCAAGCAGUGAUUUCUCUGAUUUAGAACAUAUUAUGUCUGAUGAUGAGGCAGAUAAGCUGGUUUUCAACAAAAUUUUUAACGCAGAACUGGAACGCCAAGUAGCCCAGUACAAUAAUUUGGAAGAGUUUCCAAUUGCUGAAGAAGAGGAAGCACAGAAAACUGUCAAAGGGCCAGAAGGUAUAGAAGAGGAGGCAGAAGAAGGUGAAGAAGAGAUUGACGGCCGGGUUGAGGAAGUUAUUCGUGAAAAAGAGGUUACCACCAGGGUUGAGGUAAUUUGUGAAGAGGUUGAAGAUCAGGCAGAAGUUGUACGGGGACUUUCCUCUCAAAGACCGACUCGUUUUAGGACUAGAGUUAGGGAAGGAAGGCAAACUGCUGCUACCACUCCUUAUGUGGAACCAAGGCAAAGAGGAAGAGUAAGGAUCAGAGGUAUUAGAUGUCGAGGUGGACGUGGACGUCAUGUAUCUCCAGCAGCAAUAUGGAGGAAGCAACAAUUUAUUCCUUCAGACGCAAAUUAGAGUAGAAAUAUCCCUUAUGCACCAGUUGAUACGAUAAAUAAAUCACCGCUAGACUAUUUUAAGAUUGUCAUUGACGAUGAAACAAUUGAAUUAUUUACACAACCGAGUAAUUUGUAUGCCCAACAACCAGGGGCGGUUCCAGGGCUGAUUUUCAGGGGGGGCUAUCUUGUUUUAUAUAGCUCAUUGGUCAUUGAAAAGUCCUCUUUUAUGCUGUAUUGCUGUAACCACAAUUUUAAUUCACAGAGAAAUUUUCGCUACGUCAAAGUCCUUGUAAAUCAAGAAAAACUUGAAAAAUGUUUAAUUCUAACAUUUUAAAAUUGUAAUUUUAAGCAAUUUAAAGUCAAAGAGGUUUAAUAUUCUAACGUAAAUUGGAUGGUUACAGAGAAACUGCUACUGUUUACUGAAAACAAGUUUAUUGUGUACAAGAUGGCUUUUAAAACAAAUACUGGUUCAAAAUACAAAACUUAUAACACAAACUCAAGCCUUCUUGCACCUUUCUUUGCAAAUCGUUCUAUUAUUUUAUCUGUGUCCACUUGAAGAUGCCUGUGAACCAGUGGCGUAACUAGUUUGAUUGCGCCCCAAUGCCGCAAUCCAAGUCUUCCUGGAUACUGCUUCGCUACAUACGGCAUUGUACAAUCUCUAUCCAAUUAGAGAAAGAUAUAUGAUAUACUAGGUUAUUUAGGUUAUCAUCCUGUCAAAAAUGACGGUAUUUCUAAUUUUUUAAUGUUUUAUAAUCAAUGGAUUAUUAAAACUUAUGAUGUUAUGACUUUUUA